Mytilus trossulus (common blue mussel) is the source of this 1950-nucleotide messenger RNA. Its product is annotated as alpha-L-fucosidase-like. The record is from RefSeq and is a predicted model, not a curated record. Gene Ontology annotation, biological process: glycoside catabolic process; fucose metabolic process. Bases 56 to 1438 code for a protein of 460 amino acids. Gene Ontology annotation, cellular component: lysosome. The transcript has a single exon. Lineage: Eukaryota; Metazoa; Mollusca; Bivalvia; Mytilida; Mytilidae. Gene Ontology annotation, molecular function: alpha-L-fucosidase activity.
AUACACAUAAAUACCGGUUCGUUGACUAUACGGGUCGAUAACUUCAUUUCAUAACAUGAAUUUAAACAUGGCUGCUCUAUAUUUGUUCCUGCUAUUUUAUUGCACUUUGUCAACGUUCGGCCAGAGAUAUCAACCAACCUGGGAAUCUCUGGAAAGCCGACCCCUUCCGGACUGGUACGACGAAGCAAAGCUUGGCAUAUUUAUGCACUGGGGAGUUUUCUCUGUUCCUAGUUACAGUGCAGUAUGGUUCUGGAAUUAUUGGAAAAAUGGACACCGAGACAUUGUCAACUUUAUGAAGCGGAACUAUCGUCCUGAUUUUACAUAUGCCGACUUUGCAGCAGACUUCAAAGCAGAAUUUUAUGAUCCUAAAAGAUGGGCUGCAACGCUAGAAGCCUCUGGAGCUAAAUAUGUUGUUUUAGUUUCUAAACAUCACGAAGGAUUUACCAAUUGGCCGUCUAAUUAUUCUUGGAACUGGAAUUCUUAUGACGUUGGUCCACACAGGGACCUGGUAGGGGAACUGGCCGAUGCUAUUCGCAAUACAACAAAUCUGCGAUUUGGACUGUAUCAUUCUCUGUUAGAAUGGUAUAACCCACUAUAUCUUAGAGACAAAGCAAACAAUUUUACAACACAAGAUUUUGUGAAAUUUAAAUCCAUGCCAGAACUAUAUGAGCUUGUGAAUAGAUAUAAACCCGAAGUAGUUUGGUCGGACGGGGAGUGGGAAGCACCGGACACUUAUUGGACGUCAAAGGAAUUCUUAGCUUGGCUGUACAAUGACAGUCCAGUGAAGGACACGGUUGUCACUAAUGACCGCUGGGGCAAAGGUGACAUGUGUCAUCAUGGUGGGUACUUCACGUGCCAUGAUAAAUAUCUUCCUACAACUCUCCAGAAAAGAAAGUUCGAAAAUGCAUGGACAAUAGACAAAAACCAUUGGGGGUUCCGACGAGAUGCACGAAUAGAGGACUUUUAUUCAACUCGAGAACUUAUUGCAACGUUUGCACAAACUGUAAGCUGUGGAGGUAAUAUGCUUAUGAACGUUGGACCAACAAGUUAUGGGACUAUACAACCAGUUUAUGAAGAAAGACUUCUACAGUUUGGAAAAUGGAUGAAAAUAAAUGGUGAAGCUAUCUAUAGUUCAAAACCGUGGACAGUUCAACAAGACAAUGCCACUCAGGCAUGUUGGUAUACAAUGAAAAAGACGGAAACAGCAACAAAUGUUUAUGCGAUUAUACUGGAUUGGCCAGAUACAAAUUAUUUGUAUUUAAAGGCACCUAUCACCAGUAGCAGCACAUUGAUAACAAUGUUAGGGUAUCAAGAUUAUAACUUUAGUUAUUCAAAAGUGCAGCCGUCUGGUGUGAAUAUAACAUUGCCAAAUAUAUCUUUUGCAAAGAUACCAAGCACUGAUGCUUGGGUUUUUAAGAUGACUGAUAUAGCGAAUUAGCGUAGUUCAUGCAAUUGAAAGGAUCAAGAAUACUCAUGUUCAAAGUAUCUACAUCAAAUGAGUAAAUUGUGCAAUCAAACGCUUUCGUGUCAGAAAUAACUGAAAUUUUUUUUUACUUGUUUUUUUAUUUCAAAAAUGUUAUUUUGAACCAUUGCUAUACAUAUUUGUGUGCUAUGCUUGAAGUGAAUCUCAUUUUUUUUGUACAUGCGACUGAUUAUUGACAUUGUGUAAAAGUGGUCACACCAAGAACUAGAGUAAAAUGAAUCAAUUGUUGUUUGAAUAUAUAUAAUUUCUUUAACUUUUUUCACUGCAUAUUAAAGUAAAUAAGUAAAUAGUCAUAAAGCUAUAAACGUGUUGAUCGGAAACGUAACUUACUUUUAUCGAUGAUUACAUUUUCCAUCCAAUCAUAUAUACAUGUUGUACAUGAAUUCAUCCAUAUAAUUUUUUUUUACCUUUGUUUAUAUAAUAAACAUUUGUUUAAUAUUUCUAAUAAACUGUCACAAUUCUGUUAA